This is a messenger RNA of Penicillium bovifimosum, 360 nucleotides long. RefSeq lists its product as uncharacterized. NCBI's taxonomy places the organism in Eukaryota, Fungi, Ascomycota, Eurotiomycetes, Eurotiales, Aspergillaceae. The transcript has 2 exons. The coding region runs from base 1 to 360 and encodes 119 amino acids. The record is from RefSeq and is a predicted model, not a curated record.
AUGUCAGGCAACUCCAGUGUCGGUACCCGCUCCCUCUAUGAGGCCGGUGACCAGCGUAACGUCCCUGUCUCCGACCUCGAAGAGCGUGCCCGCUACGCCGAGGGCAUGCCUCACAGCCACAAGAACCUCGACUCCAAGGAUGGCCGCUCCAUUGCCAACAAGCUGGCUUCUCAGGAGAAGAAGUCUGAUCCUAGCCACCACCACAACAACGAGUCCAACCCAGAGGCUGAAUUGAGCAAGCAAGAUCCUACCAAGCCUGCUCGUGUACACGGCAACACUCCUUCCAGGGGUGCGCAGGUUGAUGCCGAGCUCCAGGCUGAGGAUGAGCAGCGUCUGCGUGAGAAGGGAAUUAAGCACUAA